This is a messenger RNA of Oldenlandia corymbosa var. corymbosa, 2817 nucleotides long. NCBI's taxonomy places the organism in Eukaryota, Viridiplantae, Streptophyta, Magnoliopsida, Gentianales, Rubiaceae. The record is from the annotation of a GenBank genome assembly.
AUGGAUGUUCGAAGCCGGAAUUUCAAACUCGCCGUAACGAUUGCGCUUUCAGUAGUAGUAUCAGUCUGCCUUGCAGCUCAUUACCGAAAGCGCAGAAAACAAACACGUAGGAGGCAAUCCUCAACUUGUUAUCUAGACACAGGAAUCCCCAAGAAACCGCAAUCCAGUUUCAAACGCGUUCUCGCCGACAAUUCCUAUGCUCAGUUCAAGCAUUUGAAGCUCCAUGGAGGCUCAGCUGGAGGUGAUUGUACUAAUGUUCAUCCUUACAAGGAAGAGAUUGGGGAGUUGCUGAAGAAUUUGAAUACAGAAUUUAUCGAGCUUUUUGAUGGGGAAAUGGUGACAUUAGAGGAUAGUGAUUGUAUUUGGGUUGAGAAGAGGUCGCAGUUGGAGGAGCUUGUUGAGGUGCUGAGUAAAGAGAGAGUUUUUGGUGUUGAUACCGAGCAGCAUAGUCUCAGAUCCUAUCUAGGCUUCACUGCUCUCAUUCAGAUUUCGACGAAGAAGAUGGAUUUUCUGGUGGAUACAAUUGCCUUGCAUGAUGUGAUGGGAAUUCUCCAGCCAGUGUUUGCUAAUCCACGUAUUUGUAAGGUUUUUCAUGGUGCUGAUAAUGAUAUUCUCUGGCUCCAAAGGGACUUCCAUAUUUAUGUGGUUAAUCUAUUUGAUACAGCCAAGGCCUGUGAUGUGCUUUCAAAAGCACAGAAGUCGUUGGCACAUUUGCUUGAAGUAUAUUGUGGCGUUUCCAAGAAUAAGCUCUUGCAGAGAGAAGACUGGAGACUACGUCCCUUGUCUCCGGAGAUGGUUGAAUAUGCUCGAGCAGAUGCACACUACUUGUUGUAUAUUGCGAAAUGUCUUGUUUCAGAGCUCAAACAAUAUGCCAGUGAAAACCCGUCAUGCAUCGAUGAAAAGUUCCAUUUUGUUCUCGAGGCUAUGCGGCGUUCAAAUGCGGCAUGCAUGCAACUUUAUGCAAAGGAUGUUGAAGCUUUUCCUGGAGAGUCUGCGGCAACAUCUAUAAUUUCUCGUUAUUCCCUUGAUCAGCGAAGUUUUCAUUUAAAUGUUUGUGAUACAAAAGAAAACUGUUCAUGCCAUGAUAAGUUUCAGAUUCUCGUGAGACGGUUGUGCAGUUGGAGGGAUAUGAUGGCCCGUGUCCAUGACGAGAGCUUGAGAUAUGUCUUGUCUGACCAAGCUAUUGGCGCACUUGCAACCACAGUUCCAACAACUGAAAUGGACAUAUAUGAUACUAUCUCUGCGGCUGAUAAAAGUUCUGAUUCCACGAUUCUUGGUUCUUUCAUUCAAACCCCAUCACCAGUUGUCUGCAGUCAUGUUGAAGAUUUUGAUUUUCUAUUUUUUGGUAGUGAUGCCGAGGUUGAUGACCUUUGUUACGUGAUUUUACAAAGGCACCUAGGACCUGAGGGAAAUUGUCCACUGUCAAUAUAUAAUUAUUAUUUGCUAUCCGAAACUAGUCUGAAAAUGACAAAAAAGAGACCAGUUACCAAACAAAAUGGCUCAAGAACUUCAAAGGUGGUUGCUCGUAAGAAAUCUAGAGAAUUAUUUGUUCAAAAGUUCUCCUGCAAAUCCCCAGUCUAUCAUAACUGUAGAAUCUAUGCAAAUGACGGACGAUUAUUAUGUUACUGUGACCGGAAAAAACUUGAAUGGUAUAUUAACCGAGGACUUGCGAAACUUGUUGAAGAUGACCCUCCUGCUAUUAAGCUUCUUUUUGAACCUAAAGGUCGUCCUGAGGAUGAGGGCAAUGACUUCUACAUCCAAAGUAAGAAGAACAUAUGUGUUGGUUGUGGUGAAGGAAAUCACUAUUUACGCUACCGAAUCAUACCAUCGUGCUAUAGAAUGCAUUUUCCUGAGCACUUGAAGAGUCAUCGCUCUCAUGAUAUAGUCCUCCUUUGUGUGGAUUGUCACGAGAUUGCGCAUGCUGCUGCCGAGAAGUGCAAGAGGCAGAUUGCUAAAGAUUUUGGAAUUCCGCUAUAUGUUCGUAAGGUCAUCGUUUCUGAUCAAGUUAAGGAUGCAACUGAAUCGUUAUCUAACAGAUAUGACGAGGAGAGAGGGGUAUCUCCACUACAGUUGCGCACUGCAGCUAUGGCUCUGUUGCGACAUGGAUCACGAAUGCCACCAAACCGUCGUGAAGAAUUAAUCCAGAUAGUGGAAAAGUAUUAUGGAGGAAGGGAAAUAUCAAAUGAAGAUCUGGAAAGAGCUUUGCUUGUUGGCAUGAGUCCUCAUGAAAGAAGACGACUGGAGAAAAAAAAAGCCCUUUUUCGUCAGUCAACUUCUCGGGGUGUGAAUGUCUCGCAGUCUACCACAGAAGAUGUACAUAGCAGGGAAGAUGUUAGUGAAAAUUUAAGUGGCAUGGAUGUGGAGGCAAGUGGGCCUGCUACAAACUCCAAUUCUAUUGGCGAUGAUGCCAAUUGCAAUAUGGUGGAUUCUGAUGUUGUCUCAUGUGUACCUGUUUCAGAGGCAGAUGUGGUGUCUGAUAUUCAAAAUUCGCCAAGCAAAGCAACAAACUUGGGCUCCGCUUUUAACUUUAGAAAAUCCAAACAUGAUUCAAAAUAUUCAUUAUUAGGCCAUGGACCACAUGGAAAGCAAGUUGUAGAAUAUUUACUGAAUGAGUUUGGUGAGGAUGGAAUUCUUCAAUUUUGCCAGAGAUGGAGACAAGUUUUCGUUGAAGCAGUUCAUCCUCGUUUUCUACCCGCUGGCUGGGACGUGAACCACAGUGGUAGAAGGGACUUUGGAGAUUUCAGUGUAUACAAACCUGUGAAGAAGAAUUCUGAAUUUGCUGAGGAAGGAGUUGGAUCUGCUCCAGUGAAUCAGUAA